Molecule: messenger RNA, 1644 nt
Organism: Trametes versicolor FP-101664 SS1
Lineage: Eukaryota; Fungi; Basidiomycota; Agaricomycetes; Polyporales; Polyporaceae
Product: cytochrome P450
Exons: 13
Coding region: 1-1644 (547 amino acids)
Molecular function (GO): heme binding; iron ion binding; oxidoreductase activity, acting on paired donors, with incorporation or reduction of molecular oxygen
Source: RefSeq, a predicted model, not a curated record
AUGCCGACCCAGCUUGUCCAGGCGGCCGUCAUAUGCGGUAUAACCUGGAUGCUAUGGAGGUUCUGUCGCCAGUGGGUCGUCAAGUCUUCUCUGGACAACAUCCCGGGCCCGUCGUCGAACUCAUGGGUCUAUGGCAACCUAUCACAGUUGCUCGCGCUGGACUCGUGGCCAUUCCACAAUCAUCUUCUGGAGAAUUAUCCCGGCAUCGCAUCACUUAAGGGUUCGUUCGGAUCGAAAAUCCUGUACGUCUUCGAGCCGAGCGCCCUCCACCACGUCUUCGUCAAAGACCAGUACAUCUACGAUGAGGGACAGUUCUUCUUCAGGAGCAACGAGCUUCUCCUGGGCAAAGGCCUUCUCGCAACCUGGGGUGACCACCACCGCAAACAGCGCAAGAUGCUCAACCCGGUGUUCUCGCCGAAGCACAUGCGGCACAUGGUGCCCAUCUUCUACGACGUCGGACGUCUCCUCGUUCGUGCCAUCGACGAGCGCGUCCGCGCGGGUGCCGCAGAGCUCGACAUCAACGAAUGGAUGGGCCGCACCGCGCUCGAGUUCGUCGGGCAGGCCGGGCUCGGCUAUUCGUUCGACCCGCUCGUUAACGACAAAGCGGACGAGUUUGCGUCCAGCUUGAAGUCGUUCAGCGGUGCCCUGGCGAAGGCCGCGAUCCCCAGGCGCAUCCUACCGUAUCUCCCUAGAAUUCAAGGGCCGUUUGCGGGCUUGGGCCGCUGGCUCAUGAGCAAGGUCCCACACGAUGGCGUGCAGACGCUGGUCGCGCUCGCGGACAAGCUGUGGGGACGGUCGACCGAUAUCUACUCGAACAAGAAGGUGGCGCUUGAGCGCGGGGAGUCCCUCGGGGAGCGGGUAGGGGACGGGAAGGAUAUCAUGAGCACUCUGCUGAAGGCAAACAUGGAGGCCUCCGGAGAAGACAAGCUCGCGGAAGAGGAGCUGAUUGGGCAGAUGGGCACCCUCAUUCUGGCAGCAGUGGACACGACUUCCAACGCGCUGUCCCUCAUCAUGACGCGUCUCGCCGAGCACCCGGACGUACAGCAGAAGCUCCGCGAGGAGAUCCUCAGUGCUGGCGCAGACAGAGGCCUCGACUUCGACGCGCUCAUGGGCCUCCCGUUGCUGGAAGCGGUCUGUCGCGAGACCCUGAGAAUGUACGUCCUAUCAUAUUCUUUUCGGCACGCAGUUCGCUCACACGAUGUCGUGCUUCCGCUCUCCCAGCCGAUCCGCGGGCGUGACGGCUCGAUGAUCCACGAGAUCCACGUGCCGAAGGACACAGUGGUCGUCGCGGGACUGCUCAACUGCAACCGUAACAAGGCCAUUUGGGGCGAGGACGCCUACGAGUGGAAGCCUGAGCGGUUCCUCUCGCCGCUCCCGUCCACUGUCACUGAGGCGAAGAUUCCUGGCGUUUACUCGAAUUUGAUGACCUUCCUCGCCGGAGGACGCGCUUGCAUUGGCUUCAAGUUCUCGCAGCUGGAGAUGAAGGUCAUUCUGUCCCUCCUCCUGUCCAAGUUCACUUUCGAGAAGACGGCGCAACCGAUCAUCUGGAACAUGGCAGGCGUCCGCUACCCGUCCGUUGGGAAGUACGGCGGGAAGGCCUCGCUACCUAUGAAGGUCAGCCUUUAUAAGGGCGCCGGCAUUUGA